This is a messenger RNA of Hypomesus transpacificus, 2601 nucleotides long. It is a transcript of the gene slitrk5, whose product is annotated as SLIT and NTRK-like protein 5. The record is from RefSeq and is a predicted model, not a curated record. Gene Ontology annotation, biological process: positive regulation of synapse assembly; axonogenesis; regulation of presynapse assembly. NCBI's taxonomy places the organism in Eukaryota, Metazoa, Chordata, Actinopteri, Osmeriformes, Osmeridae. The coding region runs from base 1 to 2601 and encodes 866 amino acids. Gene Ontology annotation, cellular component: membrane. The transcript has a single exon. Gene Ontology annotation, molecular function: protein binding.
AUGCAUAUCUGGAUACUGAAAAUAAUCCCUCUGAUCGCAGCAUCUCUGAGUGUGGUCGAGAUGUAUGACAAUUAUGGGGAAAUCUGUAGGAAUUUAUGUACGUGCGAGGAGAAAGAAGGGAUACUGACAGUGAGCUGUGAGAACAGAGGGAUUGUCAGACUAACGGAAAUAAGCCCGGUACAUUUCUCCAUGUACCACCUUCUGCUGACAGGAAAUCUCCUCAAGAAACUGUCCCUCAAUGAUUUCAUCAACUACACUGGGGUGACUAUUCUGCAUUUAGGCAACAAUGACAUUUCCGAAAUAGAGACUGGUGCCUUUAAUGGACUCCAAGGAUUAAAGAGAUUACAUCUGAACAACAACAAAAUAGACCUUUUAAGGGAUGAUACAUUUGCUGGGCUGGAGAGUCUGGAAUAUCUUCAAAUUGAUUAUAAUUACAUCACUAAUAUAGAGCCUAACGCACUGAGCAAACUGCACCAGCUCACCGUUAUGAUUUUAAAUGACAAUAUGCUCUCUGCUCUGCCUAACAAUAUUUUCCGGAAUGUGCCCUUAACGCACUUGGACCUUCGGGGCAAUCGGUUGAAAAUGUUUCCAUACAUUGGUCUCCUGGAGCAUAUGGACAAGGUAGUGGAAUUACAACUUGAGGAGAACCCCUGGAAUUGCUCCUGUGAGCUCAUAUCUCUGAAAGCUUGGCUGGAGAGCAUAGCGUACACAGCUUUAGUGGGGGAAGUGGUUUGCGAGACGCCUUUCAGGCUGCAUGGCAGAGACCUAGACGAGGUCUCCAAACAGGAACUCUGCCCACGAAGAGCCAUCUCAGAGUAUGAAAUGCGUCCCCCACCGCCACUCAGCACCAAUGGAUAUUUCCAAACCACGCCAGCAGCUGUGACAGCCUCAGCCACCUCUUCAGCUGUUUUGCGGUCAUCAUCGAGGCCUACAAAGGGCACCCGCCCAUCAAACAGAACCAAGACAAAGCCCACCUCCCGGAUUCAAGUCAACCCCUAUAACUAUGGCCCAAUCAUUGCUUAUCAGACCAAAUCUCCUGUGCCUUUGGACUGCCCCACUGCCUGUACAUGUAAUCUGCAGAUCUCCGAUCUUGGACUGAACGUCAACUGCCAAGAGAGGAAGAUUGAGAAUAUAUCUGACCUUAAGCCCAAGCCAUACAAUCCCAAAAAGAUGUAUCUCACAGGGAAUUACAUCCCUGUGGUACGCAGAUCUGAUUUUGUAGAGGCCACCGGAUUGGAUUUGCUCCACCUAGGAAACAAUAGGAUAGCCCUCAUUCACGACAGAGCUUUUGGGGAUUUAACAAACCUGCGUAGGCUGUACUUAAAUGGUAAUCUAAUCGAAAGACUUACAACCGACAUGUUUUUUGGACUGCAGAAUCUUCAGUACCUCUACUUAGAAUAUAACAAAAUAAGAGAAAUUGACGGGGGCGCUUUACACUUUUUACCCAACCUCCAAUUGCUUUUUCUGAACAAUAACCUUAUGAAAACCUUACCAGGGGGAAUCUUUAGUGGGCUGUCCCUUUCUAGACUCAAUCUUCGCAGUAACCAUUUUCAAAACCUGCCUGUGAGUGGUGUGUUGGAUCAGCUGAAGUUGCUGGUGCAGAUAGAUCUAUUUGAGAACCCCUGGGAUUGUUCAUGUGAUGUUGUCGGCAUGAAGAUAUGGCUAGAGCAGCUCAGUGCAGGCACCAUUGUUAAUGAGGUUAUAUGUGAGACUCCAAAGCGGCAUGCUGGGCAGGAUAUGCGUUCAAUUCAAGCUGAACACCUGUGUCCAGAUUAUUCUGACAUUGUUGUCUCAACGGCGCCCCCCUCUGACGAGCCAACGCCAGAUAGGGCCACCACCACAGAAACUUCUCAAAGAUACAAUACCCCAAGCAGCACUGUCCCCCUUUCGGUCCUAAUCCUCAGUCUCUUACUGGUUUUCAUAAUGUCAGUGUUUGUGGCGGCCGGGCUGUUUGUGAUAGUCAUGAAGAAACGUAAGAAGUCCCAGAGCGAUCGUACCAGUACCAACAACUCUGAUGUGAGCUCCUUUAACUUACAGUAUAGCCUUUACAAUAACCGAUCUGUCCCAAAAGUGAAAGCCCCUGCCGGGCAUGUCUACGAGUAUAUUCCUCAUCCUAUGGGGCACAUGUGCAAAAACCCCAUCUACAGAUCCAGGGAAGGCAAUGCAGUGGAGGAUUACCGUGACCUUCACGAGUUGAAGGUGACCUACCGGAGUAACACUGAGGAAGAGAGGGACAGCAACAUGAGGAGUCCCACUUACAGUGUGAGCACCAUUGAGCCUCGUGAGAAUCCUUCACCUGUGCAAGAUGCUGAGCACUUCUUCAGAGGCAUCUUAGAGCCGGAUAAGCAGUCUACUUCAGGAAACAACCUUGAGUACAAGUAUACUGGCCCGGUCUCGUACACAUACAACCCAAACUUUGAUGUGAGACGUCAGUUUUUACACCCCGAGAGGAUAAGAGAAACCGUGCUCUAUGGUACAGCACCUAGUACUGUUUAUGUUGAGCCCAACAGAAAUGAAUAUUUGGAACUAAAAGCGAAACUUCAAGCUGAGCCGGACUACCUCGAAGUUCUUGAGAAACAGACCACAUUCAGCCAGUUUUGA